UGGUUAUCUUUACAGACGCUGCCAUCUCUGUGAGCCCUGUACUAUCAGCCAUGGUCAAUUCCAUCAUCUUUUUUGACAUCACCGUCGAUGGCAAGCCCUUGGGCCGCGUCUCCAUCAAACUGUUUGCAGACACGAUUCCAAAGACAGCAGAAAACUUUUGUGCUCUGAGCACUGGAGAGAAAGGAUUUCAUUAUAAGGGUUCCCGCCUUCACAGAAUUAUUCCAGGGUUUAUGUGUCAGGGUGGUGACUUCACAUGCCAUAAUGGCACUGGUGACAAGUCCAUCUAUGGGGAGAAAUUUGAUGAUGAGAACCUCAUCCUAAAGCAUACAGGUUCUGGCAUCUUGUCCAUGGCAAAUGCUGGACCCAACACAACUGGUUCCCAGUUUUUCAUCUGCACUGCCAAGACUGAGUGGUUGGAUGGCAAGCAUGUGGCCUUUGGCAAGGUGAAAGAACGCGUGAAUAUUGUGGAAGCCAUGGAGCACUUAGGGUACAGGAAUAGCAAGACCAGCAAGAAGAUCACCAUUGCUGACUGUGGACAAUUCUAAUGAGUUCGACUUGUGUUUUAUUUUAACCGCCAGACGCAUUCCUUCUGUAGCUCAGGAGAGCACCCCUCCACCACAUUUGCUUGCAAUAUCCUAGAAUCUUUGGGUUCUUGCUGCAGUUCCCUUUGGGUUCCAUGUUUUCCUUGUUCCCUUCCAUGCCUAGCUGGAUUGCAGAGUUAAGUUUAUGAUUAUUAAAUAAAAACUAAGCAACAA
Molecule: messenger RNA, 755 nt
Organism: Pongo pygmaeus (Bornean orangutan)
Lineage: Eukaryota; Metazoa; Chordata; Mammalia; Primates; Hominidae
Product: peptidyl-prolyl cis-trans isomerase A-like 4C
Exons: 1
Coding region: 51-545 (164 amino acids)
Biological process (GO): protein folding; protein peptidyl-prolyl isomerization
Cellular component (GO): cytoplasm
Molecular function (GO): cyclosporin A binding; peptidyl-prolyl cis-trans isomerase activity
Source: RefSeq, a predicted model, not a curated record